AUGCCGCGUCCCCAGGUUUCUGACCGGCGGCUGCUGCUAACAUUCCAAGGGCGCAGCUCCACCGUCCACCAGGCGUUCAAGCAAACCGAGCCCGGCCUGUUUGCCAUCGCUGAAGUGUACACCUCGAUCUCUGUGCUACUCCCGCGCCAGGUCAAGAAGGGCCGCGUGCUGAGCCUGCUGCGCGGCCAGUCGCGCGCCUGGGCAGUCACCCGCUGGGCCGUCAAAGAGGCCGACUUUUUGACUGCCUACUUGCUGAGCUGGCGGCGGUGCGUGGCCGACCACGCCCGCGCCGCCUGGCACUGGUGGCUGCGGAAGUACAACAAAUUGCGGAGCUCCGAGCGGUUCUGCGCAUGGGCCGACGCCGCGGCGCCUGUGCUGGAUCGAUUUCGGUGGCUGCUCGAGGUCGCUGCGGCUGCAUCGCGCCUCGUGUCCGCCUUGGGGCCUGUUGCCUCUGCGGCGUGGCGGCAGCUGUCGCAGGCGGCUGCGGCAGCCGCGCGGCAGGCGUGGGAGUGGUUGCAGGACGGCGGCGAGGGCGGCGGGCCAGGGUGGGGCCCGGGUCUGCGGCAGUCCAGGGCGUCGGGCGCCGGGCCGCGCGGCAGCAGCAACGGCGGCAGCAGCAACGGCGGCAGCGGCGGCGGUAGCAGAGGUGAAGGUGUCAAGCGGCCGAAGAGCCGCAACAAGGGGCGGAAGCACUGA
Monoraphidium neglectum is the source of this 696-nucleotide messenger RNA. RefSeq lists its product as hypothetical. The record is from RefSeq and is a predicted model, not a curated record. Lineage: Eukaryota; Viridiplantae; Chlorophyta; Chlorophyceae; Sphaeropleales; Selenastraceae. The transcript is spliced from 3 exons. Bases 1 to 696 code for a protein of 231 amino acids.